UACUUUUAUAUUUCUAAAAGAAACCCUACGCUAAACCUCUGCACGUUCGGCUCUCACCUUCGGCAGGAGAUUGCUCAUUCUAGCCUUCUCUCUUCCAUCAGAAGAAGAGUGCUCCACAAAUUCGAAGCUCAGUUCCCACUCUUUACCCCGUUGUUUCCGCCGAAAAAACAAUCACCCUUCCCUUGUUUUUCUCCUCGGAGAAGCCCUAUCGAACGAGAUGCAUCCCUUCUUCCCUUCCCUCCCCAACCAAAUCCAACUCCAAGGAGGCGCCGAUCCAUCUAAUCAGCAGGCGAUGCUGUUAAACCCUACUCAAUUCCCAUCCCAUGGCCUAAACCCUCAAUUUCCAGCUCCACCGAUGGCGAAUUUCAACAAUCAAAAUUCCAGUUUGAGAAACUUCAGCGGAAACCCCAUGGGCAUGCCGAACCAGCCUCUUUCAAUGCCUUUUCCUUCCUUGUUGAGAGGCCCCAACGUUCCUCCAAUGGCCCAAAAUAAUCGGAUGGGUGUUCUUCCCCAACCGGGGCCAUUCGGUAUGAACCAAGCUGUGCAAGCUCUGAACCAGGUCAUGGCGAUGCAGCUGCUCGGGCAGCAAAAUCUCAACUUUCUUGCUUCGUUGCAGCCGGGCAGCCUGUUUUUGGCCAACAAUUUGCCUCAGAACAUCAACCAAGUUGCGGGUCUGCCGAAUGAGCAGGUUCGUUUGCAAGACCUAACGAUGCAAGGGAAUCAGAUCAGUGCUCUCACCUUUCCUCCGUCCUCUCAUCCUAGAGGAUCUAACCACCCUGGCUUUGUUGGUAGUCCUCAUAUGUCUAUGAAUAAUUCAAAUACUAAUAUCAGUAGCGAGAAAUCAUCUGUUGAUGCCAAGAAAAAUACAGUGGGUCAGAGUGGCAAGCCCAUCUCCCGAAGUCCAAUGCAGAAUCAUCAGAAUGGGAAGAAUAUGCAACGAAGUGGGCACUGGCCCCAGGUGAAUUCUGUUGGAGAUGGUGAAAGAAAUGUCAACUCUGAAAAUUCUCCUAGCAAGAACUUUACAAGAAAUGUUCAUGGAUAUGGAAAAAGAAAAUCAUCACAUAUAAGAUUCCAGAAACCUCAACUUCAUCACUCAAAAAAUGCAAAUGAAAGUGGGGGACCAUUUAAUAUGCCUGGUAGAAGAGGACAGGACAAAUGGAGACAAAGAAAACCUCAGCUUGCAAACUGUAGUAAACCAGCUACAGCUGGAAGCAAAAGGUGCCUUCACGUAAACUAUACUGAAAAUGAAAUCCAACAAUGGCGUGAAGCACGCAGAAAGAACUUUCCAACCAGAGCUAACGUAGAAAAGAACUUGACUGGAAGCGGCACAAGCAAUGAAGAUGCUGACAGUGAUGCCAAGCUCCGCUGCCAGCAAUUGAAGGAAGUUUUAGCCAAACAGGCAGAACUAGGUGUUGAAGUUGCUGAAAUACCUCCCAGUUAUUUUUCUGAACUGGAGAACCAUCCUGAAAAUGAAAAUGAGAGGAAAGCACUCCACGUGACUGACCAAUUUCCAAGUAAAUACAAGAAUAAGAGGGGUAGUCAUGGUCGGGAUAAGUGGAAUGCUAAAAGGCCAAAAUUGAAAAAUGAGGCAUCUACUGAUUCUUCUCCCACUGUUAAAAAAAGGGAACCAACCCUGCUGCGGAAGCUUCUGAACGCUGAGAUAAAGAGAGACAAGAUCCGGCUAUUGCAAGCUUUCAGGUUUAUGACCUUAAAUUCUUUUUUCAAUGGGUUGAAUGAUAAGCCCUUGGAAUUUCCAGAGAUUACAGUAAAGGAUGCAGGACUGGAGAAUGGAAUUGGUUUUAAAGAAGAAUCCAUCCUUAAACAAGGUGGACAUUGAUGAUUCCAGAGCCAGCAAGAAUUUCUUAAUUGAGGAAAUCAAAUGUCAAAAACAUUGGAAUGUAGUCAACAAAUCAGAAAGUGAAUCCAGCAAAGACAACGGUUAGCAUCAGUGAUGAGAUGAAAGGUGGAUUUUGACCAUGUGAGCAAGGAGAAUUCUGAUGGAGAGAGUUCUAGGAAAGGAGGAAAAGAGAUCAGUGAUUAAAGAGAGAUCAUGCAGUCAUUUUGUACCUACUAUGGAAUAGCCAAUGUAUGACGGUAUAGCUUAAUUUUGAUAUUGGACUAGGGUUUUGGAAAGAUGGUUUUUAUUUAUUUUUUUUAUUUUUUCCCCUCAUGCUGUUAAAGCACCCGUUGCGUUGCAUGAAAUGCCAAUUGUCAUGAAUUUAGAGCUUGAAUUGUACAGUAGAAUUCUUAUUCAGCUUGCUGAUUUUGCUGCAGAAUAGUGACCGGGCAGCAUUUAUUCAGGCUCAUGGUACGCAGAGCUAUGACCUCUAAUUCCAAGUCAUCUGCACGUCAACAAUUGGAUACAACAUCGGAUUAUUACCGCUCAUGAUUUGGAUUUUAAGAAAAGGUCUAAUUUUGGAGCCUGGAAUGUAUGCUCUUUGGGUCUGAAAAUGCAAAUGAAGCAUAGUUAAUUUU
Messenger RNA from Elaeis guineensis (African oil palm), 2475 nucleotides. RefSeq lists its product as uncharacterized. Gene Ontology annotation, cellular component: nucleus. The record is from RefSeq and is a predicted model, not a curated record. NCBI's taxonomy places the organism in Eukaryota, Viridiplantae, Streptophyta, Magnoliopsida, Arecales, Arecaceae. Gene Ontology annotation, molecular function: RNA binding. Gene Ontology annotation, biological process: box C/D snoRNP assembly.